GACACGAGCCACCUUCUCCAGCAUGUCCGCAGCAUGCCAUGCCGACCUGGCGCGUGUGCGGUGGACAGCAGAAGGGUGGCCUGCUGGUGCGCCGCGGCGCAGGCGACUCCACCAAGGCCGGCUCGCGGGGCUCCUCUCCCCGGGCGCGCUCACCUGACUUCUCGAGCUUGGCAGCGGAAGAUGAGAGGAUCCUCUAUGUCCAGCUGGAGGACGAGAGCCUCAGCCUCGGCUGCAAGCGCAACUUGGGAAUCUUCUUGGCCUCAGGUGACGUGAUCGUGCAUUUCGAUGACGACGAUGUGUACGGCCCAAGCUACAUUGCGGAGAUGGUCUCCGAGUUGCAACGCAGACAUCUGGUGGCCUUGACCCUGAGCGCCUGGUUCGACUUCGACCUGCGCUUGCAACGCUGCGGCUUCGUCGACCCGGAGGCGCUGCAAGACGUGGAUUCGGUGCCCAAGAAGCACCCGAAGCUCCGCGCGCUCCGAGAAGCGAGCGUGGAAGCUGCAGUCUAUGGCUAUGGCUUCUCAUACGUCUAUCUUCGUUCCGCGGCGAUGGCACAUCCCUUCCCUGACACCAGCAUGUGCGAAGAUGUGGACUUCUUGCUGCGCUUGAAAGAGGUUUACCAACAUCGAGUGGGGCUCAAGCGAGAUGAAGAGGGCAUUUGCUUGCACCUCAUGCACGGUGGCAACACGGCGGACUCCAUGCUGCAUCAAUCAGUCUCCGCGCAGAAGUUCGCACAGCUUCAUGUCUCCAAACUGCAGUUCCCCUUCAUGGCGCUCUCACGAGAUCUCCAGGAGCACCAAUCCGAAGCAAAGAUGGGGCGCUUCUUCGUGAAGGCGGAGACUGAAGAACGGAUGCGACAGUUCCAGCGAACGAUCCAAGAGGAGGCGCAAGUCGCGGCCCAUCGAGAAAGGAUUAUCUUUGAAUGACAUUCAACAGCAUGAUGGCAUUUGGUAA
Messenger RNA from Durusdinium trenchii, 954 nucleotides. The record is from the annotation of a GenBank genome assembly. NCBI's taxonomy places the organism in Eukaryota, Dinophyceae, Suessiales, Symbiodiniaceae.